Messenger RNA from Anisakis simplex (herring worm), 558 nucleotides. The record is from the annotation of a GenBank genome assembly. Lineage: Eukaryota; Metazoa; Nematoda; Chromadorea; Rhabditida; Anisakidae.
AUGAUCAGAAGACAAGUGGAACCAAAAUUACAGAGACAUUUAAGUCGGCAACAGUCGGAAGUUGAGCAGUUGCUGAAUCGCCUUUCGGCUCAACUGCCGAAUCCAAGCGAUCGCCUUGUAUGCAUAAUCAAUAACUAUGAUGUUAUACUCAAUAUUUUGGAGGAACGUGUAACAUGUGAAUCAAAAGAGAAAUCGUCAUUUUGGGAGUUGCAACAAACGCGAGUUAGUGAUUAUGUUGAGGCUAUGUUAUGGCCGCAUUUCGGUGAGUUGAUCACAUUUGUGACCGAAUGCGAACCGCUCAUCGAACAAGGACAUACACAACUGCUGAUUCGAUAUUCGGAGAAAGUCACUGCAAUUGUGCGAUCGUUCAGUGCAAAUUGGAAGAAAUCAAUUGACGCUAUCAAUAAGCAAAUUCUUGAAUCUUUUACAAACUUCAAGAAUGGCACUAAUAUUUUGCAGGUUCAUUUCUCAAAUUUUCUCUAUGUUUUUUUUCCAAUUCAAACUUUUGUUUAUUUGGUUUCUGAAUAUUUGUUUAACUAUGAAAUGAAUGCUUCAUGA